This is a messenger RNA of Oikopleura dioica, 576 nucleotides long. The record is from the annotation of a GenBank genome assembly. NCBI's taxonomy places the organism in Eukaryota, Metazoa, Chordata, Appendicularia, Copelata, Oikopleuridae.
AUGAAUGACUUUAGCGCUCGAAUAACUCUUCGAAGACUGGCCCAGACUUACACUGGAGUCAAAAAGGCAUCAGACUACGGCUAUGGAGAGUUAGUCGAUCUCCUUAGAAAUCGUAUCGCUGUCUUGAUAACACAGGAUAUCGCCAACGAGGAGUUCUACAACAAACGGUUUGAUUCAUAUGUGAAACUCUGCAAUUCGAGCAGAGAUUUGGAAUUUGACCUUCUGGCCGAUGACCUGAUCGGCCACUUUGAAGACGUGACAACAAAAGCAGGAACCUCCGUUGAGCGAGCUUUCUUGACAUAUUCUUAUGUUAUUUCUCUCGGAUACAAAAUCUGCCAACGAUAUGACGUCCCAACUUUUGAGAAGAAAUCAUUCAUCGGAGGUCUCAAAAGACGUAGCUGUAGGGCGAUGCAGGAGUUCUUCGAAAUGGCUCAGAUUUCGAUUCAAGAAAAAUUUGGAGACCUUGCAAUCACCCCAGACCUCCUCGCUGACCCCGAAUUAGGAUGGCUCAAAGCAGAAAUUCCAAGUCCAGUCUACCUUCCAGGAUACGAAUCGGAUACCGAAGAUUCGUCCUAA